This is a messenger RNA of Prunus mume (Japanese apricot), 2023 nucleotides long. Its product is annotated as serine/threonine-protein kinase BSK1-like. The record is from RefSeq and is a predicted model, not a curated record. NCBI's taxonomy places the organism in Eukaryota, Viridiplantae, Streptophyta, Magnoliopsida, Rosales, Rosaceae. Gene Ontology annotation, molecular function: ATP binding; protein kinase activity; protein binding. Gene Ontology annotation, biological process: brassinosteroid mediated signaling pathway; protein phosphorylation.
AGAAAGGACAAUUCAACAAUAGUUAGGAUGGGAGGAAACAGAGGUUUUGUCAGUGAAGAAAGAAGAGAAAGAGAACGCAAGCAAGCAAUGAGAAGGAAAAGAAAGCUGCAGCUCAACGUCACUUCUCCUUAGAUAGAGAUCUUUCCCCUGCGGCCGCUGCACUUCCCUCCCUCCCUCCACCUCUCUCUCUCUCUCUCUCUCUCUCUCUUUUUCUUUUCUCUGCCUCUCUAUAUAUCUGUGUAUAUAUUACUUUACAUACAUCCAUACAUACAUACAUGUUUAUCAAACAAGAGCUGGCUGAGGCGGGUCACUGAGUCAGCUCGGCCGAGUUAUGGGGUGCUGUGAGUCGUCGUUUAUACGUGGACGUCAGCACCAGUACCUGCACCGCCGCAACACUACUGCCACCGACAACAACCAGGCUCCUCAAGCCUCCAACGGAACCGAGUCCGCGGGAGCCGUACUGGGAUUCUCGGAGUUCUCGCUGGCCGACUUGAAAAACGCCACCAAUAACUUCAGCUCCGACUUCAUCGUCUCCGAGAGCGGCGACAAAGCCCCCAAUGUCGUCUACAAGGGCCGCCUCCAGAACCAAAAUAGUCCUAGUUGGAUCGCCAUCAAGAAAUUUACCAAAUUGGCCUGGCCUGACCCUAAGCAAUUCGCCGAUGAAGCUUGGGGUGUUGGGAAGCUGAGGCACAAAAGGCUUGCCAAUUUGAUCGGGUAUUGCUGCGACGGCGACGAGAGACUGCUGGUGGCCGAGUACAUGCCCAAUGAUACCCUUGCCAAACAUCUAUUCCACUGGGAGAAUCAGACCAUUGAGUGGGCCAUGCGGUUAAGGGUUGCUCUAUACAUUGCUGAAGCAUUGGAUUAUUGCAGCGGUGAAGGCCGCUCAUUGUACCAUGACUUAAAUGCAUAUAGGGUUCUCUUUGAUGAGAAUGGUGAUCCUCGGCUUUCUUGUUUUGGGUUGAUGAAAAACAGUAGGGAUGGAAAAAGUUACAGCACUAAUCUUGCGUAUACACCCCCUGAAUAUCUAAGAAAUGGAAGGGUGACUCCGGAAAGUGUUAUCUUCAGCUUUGGGACUGUCCUUUUGGAUCUUCUCAGUGGGAAACACAUCCCUCCUACUCAUGCUCUUGAUAUGAUUCGUGGCAAAAACAUUAUUCUCUUAAUGGAUUCACACCUGGAGGGAAAUUUUUCUACUGAACAAGCGACUGUGGUUUUUGAUCUUGCCUCACGAUGUUUGCAAUAUGAACCCAGGGAGCGGCCAAAUACCAAAGACCUUGUUGCAACAGUUGCCCCACUGCAAAAUAAAUCUGAUGUUCCAUCUUAUGCGAUGUUGGGAAUUCCAAAGCACGAGGAAGCACCUCCGACUCCACAACAUCCUCUUUCUGCCAUGGGCGAUGCCUGUUCAAGGAUGGACCUCACAGCCAUCCAUCAAAUUUUGUUAAUGACACACUACAAAGAUGAUGAAGGAACCAAUGAGUUGUCUUUCCAAGAAUGGACUCAGCAAAUGAAGGAUAUGUUGGAGGCGCGAAAGCGUGGUGACUUAGCAUUUCGUGACAAAGAUUUUAGAUCAGCAAUGGACUGUUACUCUCAGUUCAUAGAUGUGGGGACCAUGGUUUCUCCGACUGUCUAUGCACGAAGAAGUCUAUGCCAUCUGCUUUGUGAUCAACCAGAUGCUGCCCUCCGAGAUGCAAUGCAAGCGCAAUGUGUCUACCCUGACUGGUCCACAGCAUUUUACAUGCAGGCCGUUGCUCUUGCCAAGCUAGAUAUGCACAAGGAUGCAGCUGAUAUGCUGAAUGAGGCUGCUACCUUGGAAGAGAAAAGACAACGGGGAGGGAGAGGAUAGAUAGAUAGAGAGGAGAGAGGAUCUUGAAUGAAAUGCCUUGUAAUUAUUUUUGUGACACAAUUGGCGCCAUAGAUUUUUUAUUUUUUACUUGGUUCUUUUUUGUAUUGAAGCUGGAGCAGCAGCAGUUGUAACAAAACAUGUAGAUCAUGUAUGAUGGGGUAGGGGAAAUUUGUUUCAGUCCAA